AUGUCGCCGGGCUGCACGCCCAGCCAGCUCGUUCAUAACAUCCUGAUUGGCAAUCUGGAAAUGAUCGCUCGUCACCGCUGCCGCGAGGAGCGCGGAGACCCUGAUUCUCCGCUCCCCGUCCGCGCCCUAAUGACUCUGACAUCGCCAGCUCAAAAGUUUACGCCCAUUGGCUACAGCGAGCUGAAACAAAAGACAGUUUGGGAGGACGUCAUCGUGUUGCCGUUACCGACCGCGCCUCGCAUAGGGGCCGCAACGGUCACGUCCAGCUCAGAAAGCGCCGUGCCGACGCUGGCCAUUGAAGCGCUCCAGGGUUCAGCACUGAAUUCCACGGCCUAG
This is a messenger RNA of Cordyceps fumosorosea ARSEF 2679, 336 nucleotides long. RefSeq lists its product as hypothetical. The transcript has a single exon. Lineage: Eukaryota; Fungi; Ascomycota; Sordariomycetes; Hypocreales; Cordycipitaceae. The record is from RefSeq and is a predicted model, not a curated record. The coding region runs from base 1 to 336 and encodes 111 amino acids.